Saccharomyces paradoxus is the source of this 1296-nucleotide messenger RNA. It is a transcript of the gene RBA50, whose product is annotated as Rba50p. Gene Ontology annotation, cellular component: nucleus. The transcript has a single exon. Gene Ontology annotation, biological process: transcription by RNA polymerase II. The record is from RefSeq and is a predicted model, not a curated record. Bases 1 to 1296 code for a protein of 431 amino acids. Lineage: Eukaryota; Fungi; Ascomycota; Saccharomycetes; Saccharomycetales; Saccharomycetaceae.
AUGGAUUUGUUGGGCGAUAUAGUGGAAAAGGAUACAUCCGACUCAGUUGAGAAUAAUGACAACGACGCCCUUAUUACCAACAACUCCAGGACGGGAUUUCCUGAGUUGUACAAACCCAAGAAAAUAUCAUCUUGGAAAGAAAGGUUAAGAGAGAAAAGAGCCCAGAAGAAGACUGGUGCUAAGCAGAUCGAGAAGCAACAGGCGACUACGGAUGCCCCACUAUCGGAGGCGAAAUCUAUCCAUAAUGAAAAUAUCAAAAUCUUGCAGGGAAUGACUGAUGAACAAAUAGCGCAAGAGCGUCAGGAUUUGUUUGAUUCUUUGGAUCCCGGGCUGAUUGCCAAGUUGUUGAAAAAUAUCAAUAAAAGAGCGAAAGAUGAAAACAAUGCCCCAUUAUUUGCAGAAAUAGAAGGUGCUUCUGGAACCUGGGUAGGUGGCAAUAAGCAAGGCAUAUACGACCUGCCACCUUUAGAGGAUGAAGAUGUAAACGCUGCUCUAGAGAUUAAGCCUAAGUCAGGCAUAAAUCCAAAACACGUUCAGUUUGAAGAAGAUGAUGAUGAAAAAAAUAAUGAUGAUGUCGAUGAUAUCGCGCCCCUAGAUUUCCAGAUGGCACAAAGCAUUGAUCAUAUGAAAAAUGAAGACCUAUUCAAAGACGUUCAUUUUAUCAAAGAAAACAAUCAGAAUGAAGCGGAUUUGGAAAAACUUGAUAUCAAUGAUCCUGAUUUUAAUGAUAAAUUGCAUGAAAAAUAUUUCCCCGAUUUACCAAAGGAGGUCAACAAACUAAAAUGGAUGAAAUCGGUGCAACAGGAAACAAACAAGAAUUGCAUCAUCGAAGAUGUGUCUGAAUGUAGAUUUGAUUUUAAUGGUGACCUUGUUCCGCCCACGAGGCAAAUAGACUCUACCAUCCACUCAGGAUUGCACCAUCACAGCGACUCACCUGAACUCGCUGGUUACACAAUAGUGGAAUUAGAACAUCUUGCCAGAUCUACUUUUUCCUCUCAAAGAUGCAUUGCUAUACAAACUUUGGGGAGAAUACUUUAUAAACUAGGUCAAAAGAGCUACUACCAACUAGUGCCAGAGAUAGACGCAGAAACAUACAAGGAAGAUGGAAGUAUAUCGAACGUUAUGGAUAAGAUCUAUUCCAUGUUUUGGGACUUAGUUAAAGACGGGAAAAUCGUCGAAUCACUAGAAAUCGCUUCUGAUGAAAAAUUCACUAGAAACUUGUCAGUCAGAAAUUAUGCUAUUGAUGCACUUUGGUUAUGGAAACAAGGUGGUGGGGACUUUCGAACCAAGAAAUAG